Messenger RNA from Tribolium castaneum (red flour beetle), 2915 nucleotides. RefSeq names its product myospheroid (gene mys). Gene Ontology annotation, cellular component: focal adhesion; cell surface; integrin complex. Gene Ontology annotation, biological process: integrin-mediated signaling pathway; cell adhesion mediated by integrin; cell-matrix adhesion. Gene Ontology annotation, molecular function: integrin binding. NCBI's taxonomy places the organism in Eukaryota, Metazoa, Arthropoda, Insecta, Coleoptera, Tenebrionidae. The transcript has 12 exons. Bases 160 to 2652 code for a protein of 830 amino acids. The record is from RefSeq and is a predicted model, not a curated record.
GUACCGCCACACCCCGGACAGCUACAAAAUGGUGAAUGGUUCUUAUCUUGACUAAUUAGUAAUGGAGGGUGUGUGCAGCUGUGUGUUGUGAAAUGACUUAUCAGUGAAUAAUGAAACAUAAAUAGCAAUUACUGAUUGUAAAAAAGUACCGAAAUAAGGAUGCUUGUACACAUCACUUUACUCAUUGGGGCCCUUUUGGCCGGGAUUCAAGGACAGAUUCUACAGCAAUUCACACAGAAUCCGUGUGAUUCAAGGUCGACGUGCCAUGAGUGCAUCGCCACCCCCUCAUGUGCCUGGUGCUAUGACACUGUAAACAUAAACACCACGAAACGUUGCUUCCAACCCAGCUACCCCCUGCCCCCUCUCGACAAAUGCGACCCCUCAAAAAUCUACAACCCUGAUAACGAAAUGAUAAUAAUUUCCAACCGCGCCCUGUCCUCCCGAACCGAAGGGGAGGGUGGUACCCUCAUCACGGAGGAAGAACAGACGGGUGGUUUUGGGGGCGGCGGCGGUGCCGGGGGCGGCAUCAAUCAAGGGGGCGGCGCCUGGGAAAGCGGCGGCACAAUCACGCAAGUCAGGCCACAAAGAAUCAAACUUAAACUACGAGCAAGGCAGACGUAUAGUGUCAACAUGUAUUACACGCAAGCUGAGGACUAUCCAGUCGAUCUGUACUACUUGAUGGACUUGAGCAAGUCCAUGGAGGACGAUAAGGAGAAGUUGUCGGCUUUGGGCGACCAUCUGGCACAGACUAUGAGGAACAUGACGUCCAAAUUUAUGCUAGGUUUUGGCAGUUUUGUCGAUAAGGUUGUGAUGCCUUACGUCAGUACCAUUCCAGAGAACUUGCGUAGUCCGUGCCAAGGAUGUGCGGCACCGUACGGCUUUAGGAACAUGAUGACUUUAUCAAGAGACACGUGGCAGUUUUCUCACAUGGUGAAGCGAGCGUCGGUUUCUGGCAAUUUGGACGCCCCAGAGGGCGGUUUCGAUGCCAUUAUGCAAGCUGUAGUGUGCCGUGAACAAAUCGGUUGGAGGGACCAAGCUCGCAGACUUUUAGUUUUCUCAACAGACGCUGGUUUUCAUUACGCUGGGGACGGAAAAUUGGGUGGGAUUGUCAAACCCAACGAUGGGGAGUGUCAUUUGGACCAACGCGGCUACUACACCAUGUCUUCCAAGCAGGACUAUCCCAGCAUCAGUCAGAUAAAUACUUACGUAAAAAAGAACGCUAUUAAUGUGAUUUUUGCGGUCACUGCCGAAAAAAAAGAAAUCUACGAACAGUUGAAGGAGCACAUCGAAGGGUCUUCCUGUGGGAAGUUGUCGAACGAUUCCUCAAACGUGGUCGACUUGAUCACGGAGCAGUACCAAGCGAUUUCAUCGACUGUUCAAAUGAAACACAACGCCUCGGGUUCGGUCAAAGUUCGCUUUUUCUCCAAAUGUCUGGACAGUAAAGGGCGCGAAAUUGAGACAAAUAAAUGUGGGAACAUCAAAGUUGGCAGUCUGGUUCAGUUCCGGGUGCAACUCGAAGUCGUGGAGUGUCCCUCUGAUCCCAGGGACACCAAACAACUCAUCCAGAUUUAUCCCGUGGGACUCAACGAGAGCCUGCUGAUUGACUUGACCAUGCUGUGCGAUUGUCCCUGCGAACACGAGGGAUUCGAGCGAAAUUCGCCCAAAUGCCACAAUCACGGUACCUACAUGUGCGGCAUUUGCGACUGCAUCGAGCCCGCUUACGGCCCCUACUGCGAGUGCAACAAGGACGGCACCUCCGCCAACAUCUCCACCGCCAACUGCAUCAACCCCAAGAACGGGCUGGAGUGCAGCGGUCGCGGCAACUGCAUCUGCGGCAAAUGCGAGUGCGAACAGCGCAACAACCCCGAAGAAGCAAUCAGCGGCGAGUUGUGCCAAUGCGACAACUUCUCCUGCGAGCGCCACAACGGCCUCAUCUGCAGCGGCCCGGAGCACGGCACCUGCGUCUGCGGCGUGUGCGAGUGCAAGGAGGGCUGGAUGGGGGACAACUGCGCCUGCAGGAACGCCACGAAUCUGUGCAUUAAGCCCGACUCGGAGGACCCCACGCUGAUCUGUUCCGGGAAUGGGGAGUGCGAGUGUGGGAUUUGUAAGUGUCGGGAGACGGACGAAGGCCGCUACUUCGGAAGGUUCUGCGAGCAUUGUCCCUUUAAGAACUGCUCCGAUGACUGCGAAAAAUACAAGGAGUGUGUGCAAUGCCAGCAGUACCAAACCGGGAACCUGACCGAGGAGGAGUGCAGGAAGUGUCCCUUCACGCCCACGUCGGCACGGGUUGUUGAAGUUGACGAGAAAAAUGGAGAGGUGCUGUGCCCGUUUUACGACGAGGACGACUGUCGCUUCUCCUUCGUCUACUACUUCGACGAGGAGAACAAGAUCCAAGUGCGGGCGCAGGAAGAGCGCGAGUGUCCCGCCACUGUCUUCCUGCUGGGGAUUGUGCUGGGGGUCAUAGCGGCCGUGGUGCUCCUCGGUAUGGCUAUCCUGCUCCUAUGGAAAUUGUUCACAACAAUACACGAUCGGAGGGAAUUUGCCAAAUUCGAGAAGGAGGCCAUGAUGGCCCGAUGGGAUACGGGCGAGAAUCCCAUCUACAAGCAGGCGACGUCCACGUUCAAAAAUCCGACCUACGCCGGGAAGAGUUAGAUCUGAUUAAAUUAUUUGUAAAUAGUAACCUUCUACUGCCACUUAAUCGAUAGAUGGCGUGCCAUUUAUUAGUUUAGCUGUACUUAAGUCAGUUAGUUGUGAUUCACAUGAGUUUGCCUUGAACGAGCUGCCUUCAAAGACGGGCCUUCUAGAUCUUAAGUGACUAAUUAAGUAUAUUUUUAGAUUUGUGUAUAUUAACGACUGUUAAUUAUUAAUGGAUCUUAUAUUUCGUUUGAUUUUGUAUAAUAAAUUGUUUUAACCAA